This is a messenger RNA of Cotesia glomerata, 1432 nucleotides long. RefSeq names its product kelch domain-containing protein 10 homolog. The record is from RefSeq and is a predicted model, not a curated record. The transcript is spliced from 2 exons. Gene Ontology annotation, molecular function: protein binding. The coding region runs from base 38 to 1174 and encodes 378 amino acids. Gene Ontology annotation, biological process: positive regulation of stress-activated MAPK cascade. Lineage: Eukaryota; Metazoa; Arthropoda; Insecta; Hymenoptera; Braconidae.
UAACUUCAAAAUAUAUUUACUGAAAUAAAAAAUAAAAAUGUAUGAGUUUAAACCAUUUUCAUUAACUGACCGUAAUUCUCGAGCUUAUCCAGUAGUAAGUGUAGGAUUUUUGUUCAUAUCUUGUGACAAUAAUAAUUUAUACACUUAUGACACAAAAUUUCCCGGAAUUUGGUCGUACAAUUUGUCGACAAACUUGUGGGUUGAAUUAAUAAUAAGCUUGAAAAAUAACUUGUCAACUACAGAAGAUAAUAUUAUCGGAAUUAUAAAAGAAGAUAAUUUAAUAAAAAUAUUUAGUCAAAAAAAUUUGACCAAUGUUUCAAAAGCUCAAUUACAUAUUUGCAAUUUGGAUACCAAGGAAGUUGUGAAGCAAAAUUUGAAUGGAUUAGUACCCGACAGCGAUUCUAUUUGUAGGAGGAAUAUUUUUUAUUACAAUAAUUGCUAUUAUACUGUCUUACGCUGUAGACCAAGUAUUGGGGAAGCCUUUUAUGAUCUAAAAAUCUACCGAUUGAAUCUGGAUACUUAUACGUGGGAAUAUGUCGACAAAUCAACCUCAAUGCCUUUAAGUUAUCAUAAUGAGACCUCAUCAUCAGUAGGAGUAGUUUACAACAAUGACAAACUAUAUUUGUUUAUGAGUUACAAUUUGCACUAUAUAUGGAUGUUUGACCUGAAAACAAAUACCUGGAAUGCUACUUACAUGUCAUCGGAUGAUGAACAUGUGCAUGGAGAUAAAAUCUUCCCAGAAUUAAGAGAGUCUUACAGUAUGUCAAGUUAUGUAGAUCCGGAUACCAAUGACACGUGUUUAAUUGUAUCAGGUGGUGAGAAUUUGAGAACCUACAAUGCAGAUUCUGCAAUUUGGAAGUUUAAUUUGACAUCUUUAAAAUGGUAUUUUCUUGGUAAAUUUGGAGACUUGGAGCACCAAUGUUACUUCCGUCGCUGGGCUUGCGUCACUCCAAAAGGCAAGUUAGUUACUUGCGAUGAGAGCUCCGAUGAUCGACGAAGCCGGCACGUAUUUAGUCGGAAAGUUUACUCAGCUUGGACCAGAGUUCCAACGUUAGAAGAUAUGUGUUGGGAUGCCGUGCUAUAUUAUCAUCCAAAUUUGCCAAAUGAAUCCAAGGAUGUUGUUCAAAUCAAAUUUGGAAUCCCUUGGAAUUUUCUUCAAGAAAAAAUUAAAUAAUUUUUGCAGUUUUUACCAUGGAAAUAUUUUCCUAUACAUUUAUAAAUGAAUAUAAAUUCAGGUUAAAAACGCUGAGGUUCAAAUUUACCGCGCUUGCGCUUACACUCGCGCAUGCGCAUCGGAAUCAAAAGCGGGACGGCCUCUUUUACCCAGAUUCCGAUUACACAGAUGGCGCUAUUACCCAGAUCCCUUUGACACAUAUCCCGAUUACGCAGAUUGUGAUUAAACAGAUUUUUUAUUACACAGAUUACUUAUUAC